Molecule: messenger RNA, 5496 nt
Organism: Phyllopteryx taeniolatus (common seadragon)
Lineage: Eukaryota; Metazoa; Chordata; Actinopteri; Syngnathiformes; Syngnathidae
Gene: wdr47a
Product: WD repeat domain 47a
Exons: 17
Coding region: 762-3512 (916 amino acids)
Molecular function (GO): protein binding
Source: RefSeq, a predicted model, not a curated record
UUUGCUGCUUUUGCUGUAAUCCGACCGGGCAUGUAAUGCUAACAAGUAGCCUAAUCUCCUUAUGGUUCACUUAUUUGCUAACAGCCGCUCACUUCGCAUGCUAACCUAGCAUCGUCUUUCUUUAUAUUACUCUUAUAUUGUUGCUGCUUUUUGUGUCCGUAAUAAUUCAGAGGUAGAGGUACUCCUAAAUGUUAAGACUUCAUUAACAGAAAUGUUUUGCGUGAACGUAUUCAUCAUUCACCUGGAUUCACUUUGCUCUCUAGCUGCGCGGGGUUUUGAGCCAAAUUGAACAAUUGAACACGUUAAUAAUUAUUCUACUGUUAAAUUGCUACGUGCCAGACAUUGUCACUGACGGCAAAUUAUUGUCAUUACUAGGUGGCAAUUAAAUGAUGUUCUAUUAGAUCUUUGGAUUGAUUGGAUUGUACAAGUGUACCUAAUGACGUAUCCGGUGAGUUUAUAAUUUGUAGUCAAAUUAGUGCAAAUCAAUCUCAGGCAGUUCUCAAAUUCGGGGUCCAUAAAAUAAUUGGCAAUAGAUUAUUGUUGCACUUUUAGACAUUUAUUGAAUGUGUCAAACACACAAAUACAAAAUGAGAACACUUGCAAGCACCUUCUGUAAGCCAAAGCUCACAACCAGAUGCUCACACGCAAACUAACAGUACCCAGCUCCUGAUGUCACUCACGGCACACUUUAAAGACUCACAUUCAGCACACGAAGAAUACUUGAUCUUGCAACUGAGCAACUGGUGCUGCCCUUCGCCACCAUGACAGAGGAGGAAACCAUAAACGUGAAGGAGGUGGAGAUCAUCAAGGUGAUCUUGGACUUCCUUCACUCCCGGAAGUUGCACAUCAGCAUGCUAGCUCUGGAAAAGGAGAGCGGCGUGAUCAAUGGCCUCUACUCGGACGACAUGCUCUUCCUCAGGCAACUGGUGCUGGAUGGCCAAUGGGAUGAGGUCUUGCAGUUCAUUCAGCCUUUGGAGUGUAUGGAGAAGUUUGACAAAAAGAGGUUCCGUUACAUUGUCUUAAAGCAGAAGUUUCUGGAAGCUCUGUGUGUGAAUAACGCCAUGUCUGCGGAGGAUGAGCCACAACAUUUGGAGUUCACGAUGCAGGAGGCGGUCAAGUGCCUGCACACACUGGAGGAGUUCUGCCCCUCAAAAGACGACUACAGCAAACUGUGUCUGCUGCUCACCUUGCCUCGCCUCACAAACCAUGCCGAAUUUAAGGACUGGAACCCGAGCACGGCCAGAGUGCAGUGUUUCGAGGAGGCCUGCACCAUGGUGGCCGAGUUCAUCCCGGCAGACAGGAAGCUGAGCGAGGCUGGAUUCAAAGCCAGCGGGGAUCGCCUCUUUCAGCUGCUCCUCAAAGGAGUCCUCUAUGAGUGUUGUGUGGAGUUCUGCCAGAGCAAGGCGACGGGUGAGGAGAUCACCGAGAGCGAGGUCCUGCUGGGGGUUGACAUGCUGUGCGGUAACGGCUGCGAUGACGUGGACUUGUCCCUCCUGUCUUGGAUGCAGAACCUGGCCCAUAGUGUCUUCUCCUGCGCCUUUGAACAGAAGCAGCUCAACAUUCACGUGGACCGCCUGGUCAAACCGGCCAAGACCGGGUACGCCGACCUGCUCACACCGCUCAUCAGCAAACUGUCUCCGUAUCCGUCCUCGCCGCUGCGCCGGCCCCAGUCCGCCGACACCUACAUGUCGCGCUCUUUGAAUCCGGCUUUGGACGGGUUGUCCUACGGGCUGUCCAGCCAGGAUAAGCGAGGGGGUGGCGGCGAGGUUGCCCCAAGUAAAGGUGUCUCACCCAUGUCUCACUCCUUUGCCAACUUCCACUACCCUGGAGCGGGUGGACAGAACCUCAGCAGGAGCCUCAUGAUGGAGAGCUCCGACUGCCACAGUAUCUUUGAGGAAUCACCUGAAACUUCGAGGACCGACACGCCUGUGGACAAAAUGAUGGGUUCGAGUGUCACUCAGAACUCGCGUCCCGCCUCAGCUCCAGGAGAAGAUGCACCUCCAGCGGGCUCUGCUGAAAAGAAUGAGCUCUGGGACUCCACAGAAAAGUAUGAGGAGUAUUACCGUCAGCGCCUGCGUGUGCAACAGCACCUGGAGCAGAAGCAGCAGCAGAGGCAGAUGUACAAGCAGAUGUUGUUGGAGGGCGGCGUGCAGCAGGAGCCACCGCCCAGUGACAUGCAGCACAGCCUCACAGAGAAGUUCCUCAACAGGUCCAUCCAGAAGCUGGAAGAGCUCAACGUGGGGAUGGAGAGUUUAGGAGAGGAGGUGAAGUCUUUGGCCCAGCAGUGUAACGGAAACGGGAAUGCGCCCGCCUCGGAGUGCAACAACAACCCCCCGUCUGCCAGCCCAGAGCACAACGGCCGUGGGGGUGGGGUGCUCAGCAGCACCCCGCAGCAUGUAGCGGGAGGCCGUCCGGUCUCGCCCCUAAUUGAAUCCCCCGUUUUCUCACAGAGCGGGCAGAAUCACAAAGCAGGUCCACACGGUGACUCACCGGGCUCGUUAUCCUGCAUUAAAGAGGGUGGCGAUAAAGAAAAAGGUCUGUUUGUGCCAGUGCACACGCUUGAGGACACGCAAGCUAUUCGCGCUGUAUCCUUCCACCCAUCUGGGGCCCUCUACGCCGUUGGCUCCAACUCCAAAACACUCCGGGUCUGCGCUUAUCCAGAAACACUGGACAUAAGUGUAUCGAGUCCAGCGAAGCAGCCCGUGGUCCGCUUCAAGAGGAACAAACACCACAAAGGUUCCAUCUACUGCGUGGCCUGGAGCCAUUGCGGGCAGCUGCUGGCAACCGGCUCCAACGACAAAUAUGUCAAAGUUCUACCGUUCAGUGCCGAGACCUGCAACGCCACAGGGCCAGACUUGGAGUUCAGCAUGCACGACGGCACUAUCAGGGACUUAGCCUUCAUGGAGGGUCCAGAAAGCGGCGGGGCCAUCUUGAUCAGUGCCGGAGCAGGAGACUGUAACAUCUACACCACUGACUGUCAGCGAGGCCAGGGCCUGCACGCCCUCAGCGGACAUACGGGUCACAUCCUGUCUCUUUACACGUGGGGGGGCUGGAUGAUCGCAUCCGGCUCCCAAGACAAGACUGUACGCUUCUGGGACCUCAGGGUGCCCAGCUGUGUGCGAGUGGUGGGCACGGCCUUCCACGGCUCAGGCAGCCCCGUGGCCUCGGUAGCAGUGGACCCGAGCGGCCGUCUCCUGGCGACGGGACAGGAGGACAGCGCUUGCAUGCUGUACGACAUCCGAGGCGGCCGCAUCGUGCAGGUGUACCGUCCGCACGGCAGCGACGUGCGCUCGGUCCGCUUCUCCCCCGGCGCUCACUACCUGCUCACCGGCUCCUACGACACCAAAGUCAUGGUCACCAACCUUCAAGGCGACCUGACCAAGCAGCUGCCUGUGAACGUGGUGGGCGAGCACGGCGACAAGGUGAUCCAGUGUCGAUGGCACACCGAGGACCUCUCCUUCUUGUCAUCGUCCGCCGACCGCACCGUCACGCUCUGGACGCACAACCCGUGACGUGCUCGCAUCGCACACGUAACAUUGAAUCUAAACGACACACACAGCCGGCAACGUAGAGAAUCACACUGAUCAUAAACUAGCGACACAGGAAAAGCACAUGCUGCACGUCCUCGUUCUAAGUUGUUUGAACAUUUAUGUGAUAUCCUUGACAUACGUAGUUUAAGGUCCAUGUACUAGUAUGCGCUUUGUUCUCACUAGUAAGACGAUUCAGCACACUAGUAAUAGAACAACUAUGUCUUACUAGUAGUGUCUUUGCUGCUAGUUGUCACUUUUGGCCCACUAGUACACAAUUGAAGCUUACUAGUAAACUACUGUGCUGCACUUGUAACACUACUAGGGCCAACUAGUAGGCAUGUGUUACGCAUUAGUAACCUCCUGGACCGUACCAGCAGCACCAAAAUGCACACAAGUAAUUUUGCCUUACUAGCAACAUAUAGUUAUGCCAUUAGUAUGCCAAAGUUGUCCUGUUGUUGAGGACAAAGUGUAUACUAGUACAUGUCGCUUAAGCUGGAUAGGAAGUAAAAUAUGUAAUAUUUCAAAUAUAUUGGUAAUGUUUUUUUCUACUACUGCCUUCUAUUUUGACAUUUUUGCACACUAGUAGGACAACCUUGGCAUACUAGUACUACAAUGUGCUUUUUCCUCAUCAGUAAGACAGUUCAGCAUACUAGUAGAGCAACUGUGUCUUACUAGUAAUAUUUUUUUUCCCUCCCCCACUACUGACUUCCCCAGCUGUAUGACAUUUCUGCACACUAGUAGGACAACUGUGCCAUACGAUUAGGACAACUAUAUGUUACUACUGAAGCAAAUCUGUACAGUACUUGACAACUGGUGCUAUUGUACUAUUAUUAUAUUCUACCAGUUAACAUCUAGCACUCCGCUAGUAGUACUAGCAGCGCGCAAAUGUCAACUAGUGCAGUUUUGCUCACUACUAAUAUGUAGUUGUCCUCGUCAUUUUUAAAGUAAUUUUACUAGUGCGCUGAAUUGUCUUACUAGUGAGGUCCAAGCACAUAAUAGUACAUGGACCUUAGGCUGGAUAUCAAGAAAUAAAUGCUUAAACAACUUUCCAUAUCUCACUGUUUCACUGCCGUUCUCAUCACUACGGUUACAUUGCACACACACGUACACACACACAAUAUAUGCACAUGAGUCAUACCAGUUUGCAUGCGCUUUUACUGAAAGGAACAAAGCUUUUUUUCAUGAUGGUGCCUUUGUUGAUUUUUCAACAGCAGACCAGAUCAAAUUCCAUGUUUUUUGCAAGCCAAUUUCCUCCAGCUGUUGUUGUAGUUAAAAAAGUUUCGGGAAAAGUGGAAGUUCUUGUGUGAAAUCGUGAUCGUUCGGUGUGUCAAUAGCAAGCUUGUGGCAGCCUUUACAGUCUCUGCUGUUGCUUCCCGACGUGCUGACAUUACUGUAUCCACUGGAUUACUAACCCAAAUGUGUAAAUUGUUGUUUUUAAAUUGAGUCAUCCGUUAUUUUUUUUUGUUUCUUUUUUGUAGGAGUCGUUCUAAACCAUGACAGAUUGUUAUUAAGACAGUGUCCAAAGGGAAUACAAGUCUCUAUUUCUCGAACAUUUUUUGGGGGGGUUCAUUCUUAUUUUUUUCCACAUGCUGCUGUACUGAGGUCACAACAAAAGGGGGCAGUCGAGACUAGUAAUUGUAUGCACAAUAGAAAUGUUAUGUGAAGCCAGUAUUAGGGAGAUAUGUAUUAUUAAUUUUUUUUUUUAAGUUUAAUGCACUUUGUUGUCGAACUCAAAUGUUUUAUCCUUCUGAUUUAUUUUCAAAGGUUUUUAACGUUUAAGUCUUUUAAAUAACACCAAACUAAUACACUAUUUAUUUCAGCUGUGAUUAUGUACAGUUAAGAUGUUUUGAAAUGCUAGUUGCUGAUGUAGUAACCCAGUCUAAUUAUUGUUUUCUAAAAAAAAAAGGGAUUUAAUUUAAUGCAAGCUAACAUUGCUUUUAUGUUCAAUAAAGUGUCUUUUAAUCAA